AUGAAGUUCGGAAAGCAGCUUCUCACUCAACAAACUACAGAAUGGGCUGCUCAUUAUAUUAAUUAUAAAGCAUUGAAAAAAAUCAUAAAUAGCUUGCCGAGCGCCUACAAAAGUAAUGAACGAUCCUUACCACCAACUCCUGCAAUCACUGUAACCCUUGGUGCCUCUCGAAAUAAUGAUCUCCCCCAAGCUGCUGACCACUUACAACAGCAGAAAGCUGCCUUCUUUUUUAAACUUGAGCGUGAAUUAGAAAAAGUUAACUCUUUUUAUGUGCAAAAAGAAAAAGAAUUCAAUGUUAGAUUACGAACUUUACUUGAUAAAAAAAGAAUUUUAUUAGGCGGUGAAAAAAAAUUAUCAUCCAAUUCUACAUCCUUGUUCACGUUGACAGAAGCACUUCAACAAUUUCAACAAGAUUUAAACAAGUUACAGAUUAAUGCCACCGGUUUCAGAAAGAUCCUUAAAAAAUGGGAUAAACGAUCCAAAUCCAGCACAAAAGAACUUUAUCUUGCGCGUCAAGUUGAAAUUCAACCAGUCUUUAAUAGAGAUAUUAUGUCUUACAUGGUAGAUAAUGUUGACAAUAUUUUAUUGGAACUUCAAAAUCUUUCACAGGGCUUGAUCACCACUCCCUCAUCUCGAUCGACAUCUCCCGGGCGUCGGUUGUCUGUUUGCGAAUUAACUGUUGAACAUGAUGUUAUGGAUGAUAUUGAAACUGACCUUUUCAUGGCAAUAAUGAAAGAUUCUACUUUAACUGUACAGGAAGUUUUGGGAAGGGUUCAACAUCAAAUUGAAGAGGAUAACGAUAUCUUAUCACGCGUAUUUUGGCGUGUCUGUUCGGAAAAGAGUUCUUUAAUUGAUUCCAUACAAUGUUUGGUUGGCACUAAUAUGAUUAAUUUCAAAUAUGUUGACGAUAUUAGUGACCGAACAUGUUUACAUGAAGCUGCGAUCGUUGGUCGAUUACCACUUAUUGAACUUUGUGUUGAUAAAGGUGCUAAAGUAGAUUGUUCUGAUGUUUACGGUCGUAGACCCCUGCAUUACGUUUGUAUGUACGGAUAUAGUGAUGCUGCCACCUUUCUCUUGUCACAAAAAGCUGAUUGUGAAAGUUUAGAUCAUGAUGGAUUUAGUCCCUUAAUUUAUGCUGUCACAAAUGGUCAUACAAAAUGUGUAGAAAUUCUACUUGGCGCUGGAGCUCAAAUUGAACCACAAAUAGAAGAUGGUCAUAGUCAUAUACCACUAUCUUUGGCAUGUAAAUAUGGUCAUGAAGACAUUGCCAUGUUGCUGCUAGAAAAAGGUGCUCAGAUUAUACCAGACGCGGAGGGACUUACUCCUUUACAUUUAGCAUCCCGCGAAGGACAUCACAAAUUGUUAAAAAUCUUGACUGAACAUGGUGAAACUCUAUUAGACACACGAGAUAAAUAUAAGGGAUGGACACCUAUUUUUUAUGCUGCAAGUGAAGGGAACAUAGAAUGUGUCGAUGUUUUGGUUCAAGCAUCUUGUCAGGUUGACAUCUCAGACGAAUCAAGUCAUUCACCCAUAUAUUAUGCAGCAUGGGAAGGCCAUAUAGAAUGUAUCGAUAAAUUACGUAAGGCCGGUGGACGCGUUGAAACUAUUGAGAUGAAAGAGGAAUCACCAAAUUUGGUAGUCACAAACGGUCAUCUAGAGGGUGAUAUUGAUAUGGAUAAUAUGGAAAUUAAUAUGGACUCGAUUCCUUCAUUGUCAUUACCGCCUCCAAUUAUACCUCUUCGCAUUUAUGGACAUAAUUACUUGGAUAAGAAAUAUCAUGUUCAAUUAACUCUUGGACAUUUAUCAACUAAACCUCGAAGACCUCCCGUACAUCUUUACGGAAACAGUCAAAUUUCAUCAUUAAAACUUAUCAUGUCCUCUAAACCAGAUACAGGAAUAAUUCCUCAUAACAUUAUAUUACCAUUGGGUGAUGAUCGAGAAGUUUUUUCUUUUCAAACAGAUACCCUUAAUAAACUUUCACUUGAGUUUGAUAUCUUUCCUACAUUCGGAUCAAAAGUUAUCGGCAAAGGAGUUGCAUUACCACACGUUUUUAACUUUACCAACGGUCGCGAAAGAAGGAAUAAUUUGGUAACCGAAGGGACAGGCGGAAAAUGUAUUUGUCCUGUAUUUGAUACACAUCUCAAAGUCGUUGGAGAAUUAUCAUUUGAAUUUGCUAUUGUGAAACCAUUUCAAGGUGUACAACUUGAAAUUGGAGGGCAAGUAGAAACUUAUUGGAAAUCUACCAAUACAGUAUCACUCCCUGGAUCCGUUGGCGACCAAUCUCCAAGUACUGGAGGAAUUAAUAGUAGGAACAUAUCAUCAUUCAUAACUAGUUCUUCAUUAUCAGGGGAGUAUAUCCAGGUCGUAGUACAAGUGACCAGAGAUAUGGUUGCUGUUGUGUAUUCAGAAUGGAUGUUACCAGUCGAAGGAUUUGAUUUGAGUGUGUCCGAUGUUACAGUUAAACAAUUUAAAUCAUUAAGUCGUAAGUCACAAGAGGAACUAGAUUUCAAUAAUGCAGCAAACUCUGCAGAAUUACAAAAAAUUGUCCACCAAGCAUAUCUUACUUUAGAAGAAGUUUUAAAGAAAUUGCCACCAUCUAUUGGAGUCAAUCUUGAAAUCAAAUAUCCUACCGUAUUCGAAAUGUCCCGAUAUUGGUUCUCUGACAUUCCCGAUAUCAACACUUAUGUAGACACAAUUCUUCAAACUGUAUAUGAUCAUGCGCAAGGUAACACCACCAAUAAUGGAGACGGCAAAUUACCUUCAAAUCGAUCUGUGAUGUUUUCGUCAUUUAAUCCAGCGAUUUAUGCGGUGUUUUUCAAUUCAUAUUGUGGAUUUGACAACAAUACAAUCAAUUAUGGUAAAAAACGUAAGGAACAAGGGGACGACGCGACACAUGGAGAAGAAAUUGAACAAGAUAAGCGUUGCACAUCUAUCAAGGAAGCAGUCAAAUUUGCAAAAAUAAAUAACCUUUUAGGUGUCAUUUUUGAGGCCACAUUAUUGAUUCAUGUUCCAUCAUUAAUAACUAAUGUUAAGCAAGGCGGAUUAAUAUUAACUACAUUUGGAUCCGCGAAUAAUGAUCCUCGUAAUAUUCGGAUCCAAGAAAGAUAUGGGGUUGAUGCUAUGGUGAUUGAUGGUGUCAUCAAAUACACUACACGAUAA
Dentiscutata erythropus is the source of this 3159-nucleotide messenger RNA. NCBI's taxonomy places the organism in Eukaryota, Fungi, Glomeromycota, Glomeromycetes, Diversisporales, Gigasporaceae. The record is from the annotation of a GenBank genome assembly.